ACAAUCCGAAGAGGUCAUGGAGUUUCCACCGUUACUAGUGCGAGACAUCCCUGUAAUCAAGUCCCAGAUGAUGUUCCGAUUAUUUGAUAACCUGACUAAGGUAAUCAAGAGCUCUUCCGGGGUCAUCUGCAACACGUUCGAAGAGCUCGAGCACCCUGCUCUCACGUUGGCUCAGGAAGUUUUGUCGGUCCCGGUUUUUCUGAUCGGUCCAUUCCACAAAUGCUGCCUGACAUCUUCAUCGAGCAGCUUAACAGCAGAAGACAGAAGCUGCAUCUCCUGGCUAGACGGGCAGCCACUCAAGUCCGUGAUCUAUAUGAGCUUUGGGAGCGUGGCGGUCGUGAGCGAGGCAGAAAUCUCGGAGAUCGAGCUAGGCCUAGCCGACUCGGACCAGCCCUUCUUGUGAGUGGUCUGGCCAAGGUCGGUCCGCGAUCCGGAGUGGCUAGAGAAGUCAACGAGCCACUUCCUCGAGGCCCUAGAAGGGAGAGGGAAGAUGGUGAAAUGGGCACCUCAAAUGGAAGUGUUGGCUCAUCCUGCUGUGGGAGCAUUUUGGACACACGGGGGUUGGAACUCAACUGUGGAAAGCAUAAGUGAAGGAGUGCCGAUGUUGUGCAUGCCUCGUUUUGCCGAUCACGGAGUGAACGCAAGGUAUGUG
Molecule: messenger RNA, 652 nt
Organism: Rhodamnia argentea
Lineage: Eukaryota; Viridiplantae; Streptophyta; Magnoliopsida; Myrtales; Myrtaceae
Product: UDP-glycosyltransferase 76C2-like
Exons: 1
Coding region: 17-403 (128 amino acids)
Source: RefSeq, a predicted model, not a curated record